This is a messenger RNA of Panicum hallii, 2134 nucleotides long. Its product is annotated as transcription factor PHYTOCHROME INTERACTING FACTOR-LIKE 13-like. NCBI's taxonomy places the organism in Eukaryota, Viridiplantae, Streptophyta, Magnoliopsida, Poales, Poaceae. Gene Ontology annotation, molecular function: DNA-binding transcription factor activity; protein dimerization activity. The record is from RefSeq and is a predicted model, not a curated record. The transcript has 9 exons. The coding region runs from base 460 to 1866 and encodes 468 amino acids. Gene Ontology annotation, biological process: regulation of DNA-templated transcription.
CGAUAACCAUUCCCGGUCGCUCUCCGGUCUACCCUAGCGCCCCCGGCCGAAUCCAGUUCGCUCCUUCAGUCGCCGCGCCACGCACUGUUCCUGCACCAACUUGCCCUCGUUUUAAAGGCCGCCGCGCGCGUUCUUCCCCUGCUUGCCAGCAACCUCCCAGUCCCAGCUCCCUUCUUCCCCCACUCACCCUUCCUCCUCACCUGCUUCUUCCACCGAUCAUCAGCUCACACAAACACCACAGAGAGGGAAAGAGGAGAGAGAGGGAAGAAGGUGAAGGAGGCUCUGCAGAUUUAUUUCAGUCCGCGGCGAAAUUCAGUUCAGAAGCGGGCAGAACGAACAGUCAGUUCCAUGCUCAUCAUCUCCUGCUGCCUCGCUCUGCAGAUUCAGUCAGAGCUUCAGCGAUCGAGCCGGGCGUGCUGCGUGUUCCGUGGGAUGCUCGCGGCGGCGGUGGUCUGAGCCAUGAACCAGUACGUCCCUGACUGGAGCAGCAGCAUGGGGGACGCCUUCGCGACAUUGAACGGCGGCGACGACGACGGGCUCAUGGAGCUGCUCUGGUGCAACGGCCACGUGGUCAUGCAGAGCCAGGCGCCGAGGAAGCCGACGAGGCCCGAGAAGGUUGCGGCGGCGGCGGCGGCGGCGGCGGCGCAGGACGACGAGGCGGCGGCGUGGUUCCAGUACCCUGCGGAGGACGCGCUGGAGAGGGACCUAUUCACGGAGCUCUUCGGGGAGGCGCAGGCGGCCGACGCCGGCAGCGGCAGGGCGUGCAAGGAGGAGGCGGAGUGCGGGGGCGAGGCCGCGGCCCGCCGGAGCGGGCUGAUGCCGCCGCCGUGGGAGAAGGAGUGCCCGGGGGAGCUCGGCGACGUGGCCGCCGGCGGCGAGUGCACGGCGACGGCGACGGAGGCCGGCGAGUCGUCCAUGCUGACGGUCGGGUCGAGCUUCUGCGGGAGCAACCACGUGCAGACGCCGCGCGCCCGCGCCACAUGCGGCGGCGCGGCGGCGCCGGGGGCCGCGGGGAAGGCCGGUGGCAGCGCCCGCGACGCGGCGACGGUGACCUCGUCGUCGAUGCGGCCGAGGUCCUGCACCACCAAGGCCGGGCAGCCCAGCGCUACCGCCCACCGGAGCGGCAAGCGGAGGCCGAGCGAUGCCACGGAGACCGAGGUACGCGUGCCGCCGAUUGCGAUCAAUCCACCUUGUGUACCGGAUCAAUCGAUGACAUUGACACGGCCAAAAAUUCAGGACGCGGAGUUCGAGUCCGCCGACGCGACGUGCGAGCCGGCGCAGAAGCUGACGACGGCCAAGCGGCGGCGAGCUGCCGAAGUCCACAACCUCUCGGAGCGGAGAAGAAGGGACAGGAUCAACGAGAAGAUGAAGACCCUGCAGGAGCUCAUUCCUCACUGCAACAAAACGGACAAGGCGUCGAUGCUGGACGAGGCGAUCGAGUACCUCAAGUCUCUGCAGCUCCAGCUGCAGAUGGGCGGCGGGAUGGCAGCGGCGGCGGCGCCGGUGAUGUUCCCGGCGGGGGUGCACCAGUACAUGCAGCGGAUGGUGGCCCCUUCCCACGUGGCGUCCAUGCCCAGGAUGCCGUUCAUGGCGCCGCCGGCCGUGCAGAGCCCGCCGGGGGCCGACCCCUACGCGCGCUACCUCGCCGUCGACCACCUGCAGCCGCCGCCACCACCGCCGGCCCCCAUGCAUUACCUGCAGGGGAUGGGCUUCUACCAGCAGCAGCAGAGCUCGGCGCCGCCACCACCCGCCGUGCCGGCCGGCAGCCUGCCGGCGGCGACUUCACGGACGUCGCCUCCCGACGGCCCCCUGCACAAAAAAUACGAAAGUUGUGGCAUGCCUGAGAUCCAGGGUAUCACCAGCUGAUGGGGGUUCUACAUGUUUCUGUAGCUAGUAAUAGUACUGAUGCUGUAAGGUUAAGACUUGACCGAGGUCGAUAUCUAAUUAAUCAUAGGGAAAUUUGAGAUUUGUUCAAUCCCUUGACUGAUUAAGUCACUCUUUUUUCCGUUUAUAGGCAGUGUAGUAAUUUGAUCGGUGAUUGAGAUUCUUUAUCGCUAUAUAUGCAUUUUGUCUUUUGAAGAGAACCUGAAUCUCCAGCAAAAUGUGGAUAUGUACUGAAAGGUGUUGUGUUCCA